Messenger RNA from Penicillium maclennaniae, 1356 nucleotides. RefSeq names its product putative transcription factor TFIIE complex alpha subunit. Bases 1 to 1356 code for a protein of 451 amino acids. The transcript has 3 exons. Gene Ontology annotation, cellular component: transcription factor TFIIE complex. Gene Ontology annotation, biological process: transcription initiation at RNA polymerase II promoter; transcription open complex formation at RNA polymerase II promoter. The record is from RefSeq and is a predicted model, not a curated record. NCBI's taxonomy places the organism in Eukaryota, Fungi, Ascomycota, Eurotiomycetes, Eurotiales, Aspergillaceae.
AUGGAUCUUGCCAACACCCUCAUCAGGAGCGUGGUGCGUGCCUUCUACGAGACUCGCCACAUUCUAGUCGUUGAUGCGCUCUUCUUGCAUUCAGUACUCCAUGCAGAGGAUCUCGCCUUUCUGAUGGGCAUGCAGCAAAAGGAUCUUCGAAAGCUGUGCGCCCGUUUACGAGAAGAUCGCCUCAUCGGAGUAAGCCAACGCUCCGAAUUUCGCGACGGAUCAACUCGCCCUGUGAAUCGAGAAUACUACUACAUCCCGCUUCAUCCGGUCAUUGACGCGAUCAAGUACAAGGUCUCCAAAUUGACGUCCACGAUCAAGGCGCAAUACACCCCCAGCGAAGAGCGCAAGGAGUACAUCUGCCUGCGAUGCGGCACAGAAUGGACCGAGUUGGAUGUGUUAAGUUUAGUCUCCGAGGAAGGAUUCGAAUGUCAAAACUGCGGUGCCAUUUUGGAACGAACCGAGGACGUCAAGGGCGUGGAGGGAAUCGAUCGUACCGGCCACGAGAAGAACAGUAAACUCAUGGCGCAGCUCGACAACAUGCUCAAGCUUCUAAAGCAGAUUGACUCUGUCGAAAUUCCGCCCAACGACUUUGACACUGCCUGGGAUCACAAGGUUGAGGUUCCCCGCAAUCAGCACACGCACCCGACCCGCCAGGCAAUCUCUAUACCUGCUAAGACACAAGACGUUACGCGCACCACGGCAAAGACAGACGCAGCCCAAUUGGAGAUCGCACUUACUUCCAGCGAGGAGAAGAGUGCUGCCGAGCAGGCUGAUGAGGCAGCGCGCAAGGCAGCCCUCGAGAAGCAAAAUGCCCUACCCCAUUGGCAUACCCACUCUACAGUCAAUGCAAACAACGUCGGUACUACGCAAGCCAAGAAUGAGGCCGGCGUCCCCGUUAAGCCCGAGGAAGAAGAGGACCAGAAGCCCGAUCCAGAUGCCUUGGACGACAAGGUUGCAGCCUACUAUGCUGAGAUGGAGCGCGAGCAAGCCCUGCAAGCCGAGCAAGACGCUUCGAGCGCCGAAGAUUCAGAUGACUUUGACGAGGAAUUUGAAGACGUCGGAAUCUCCGGACCCAGUGGUCCAGCCACCCCAGUCACAGGAGCUGGUCCUACCAGUGCUCCGACUCCUUCAUCCGGUAUUGCCGGUGUGAAGCGUGAACACGAUACUGCUUCCAGCGCUGCUCCAUCAUCGACUGGAACUCCCACUACGCCCGCAGACGAUGGACCCGCGUUGAAGAGGAUCAAGACCGAGCCUGGCACGGAAGAGCCCAUUAUCAAACCCGAUCCCGACGCAAUGGCCGAGUCUGAAGUCAAGGACGAGGAGUCUGAUGAAGACGAAGAGUUUGAAGACGUAUGA